AUUACUCGGUACAAGCCUCGAAGCCUGGCUUCAGAUAGCCCAUCACUACUGUAAGGGUUGUUGUCUUUUUAAGCAGCUAAAAUUCGUCGGUCGGAUUACAAAGUUGUUAUUCGAUAAACUGAACAAACCGAGGAAGUUUGCGUAGAGUAUAGUAUAGUAAGUGUUGUGUUGUUUUGUGCAGAUAGCAGGUAUCCUUGCUGCAGUCCGUCCACACCUAACGUGCCAGCUACAGUUGGGAGAAAGUGCCAAAGUUCAAUUUGAGUUAUGGGGCUGGUGAUCCGCCGCUACUGUCCCUCAGACAAGGACACGGUGCGGCGCCUGUUCAGUAGUGGCAUCAGGGAGCACAUUGGCCCAUGUUUUCAGAAUGUCAUGACUAGCCCUCUACACCUCACUAUUACUCUGUCUCUGGGUUUGGUUGGCUGCCUCCUGGGCUCUUUGUCUACAGCUCUGUUGCUGCCAGCAGCCUGGGUGGGACUCAUCUACUGCUGCUCCUACGACCUAUUCGCCAGGUAUGUCGCAGUGAAACUUAAGACAGACAUGCAGGACAUUGAUGGGACGUACCUGAGCAGACCGGAUGACUGCUUUUGGGUUGCAGAGGCUGAGGUCGACGGGGUAACGCAGGUCAUUGGGAUGGUGGCUGUGUUGUGUAUAGAAAGUGGGAAGGAGAAGCAUGGGGAAUUGUUCAGAAUGAGCAUCUCACCAAAGUUCAGGCGGAUGGGACUGGGCCGCAGGUUGACUCAGACUGUGAUCGAUUUCUGUAAGGAGCGAGGCUUCUCUAAGUUGGUGCUAGAGACCUCCUCCACCCAGAUGGCUGCUGUUGAUCUGUACAAAAAACUGGGGUUCAAACUUGUCCUCACACACAAAGAUGUAUACUCUCCCUCCUGGAUGCUUACGUUGGUUCAAGUCACCAUUUUAAAAAUGGAAAAACUUUUAUGAAGCUAAAACAGUUUAGGGUUUGCUCAUGUGUCUUACUUUAUACGUCUUAAAGAAAAGCAUGUCUUAUAAAUGGAAGUUUUUCCACUUACGUCAGGCAAAUGCAGUGUGAAUAAUGUGUGACAUCAGAGAAAAAGUAAUGAAAAGCUUUAAUAUAUGAAGGUGAGAGGAUAUAAAAUGACAAUAUUUACAUUAUAUCAGUCAGUCAUUUUUGUUUAAGGGUGGGGAUUGGUUAUAUUAUGCUACUUCAGUCUGAUUACGAUGCAUUAACCAUCAUUACAUUUAGUUGUCUCUAAAUUAGAACUAUUGAAAGUAGUUCUAAUUUCUUGUUUACAUUUGUUAAAUAUUUAAUGCAUGAACAAUUAUCAGUUUUCUUCACUCCACCUAUUGAAUAUUAUUGAGUGUGUUAUUGAUUUGACCUAUUUCCACUAAUUGUU
Gambusia affinis (western mosquitofish) is the source of this 1370-nucleotide messenger RNA. It is a transcript of the gene nat8l2, whose product is annotated as N-acetyltransferase 8-like 2. NCBI's taxonomy places the organism in Eukaryota, Metazoa, Chordata, Actinopteri, Cyprinodontiformes, Poeciliidae. Bases 265 to 936 code for a protein of 223 amino acids. The record is from RefSeq and is a predicted model, not a curated record. The transcript has 3 exons. Gene Ontology annotation, molecular function: N-acetyltransferase activity.